UGCGCUGACAGUGUGGAGCCUGCUUGGGAUUCUCUCUCCCUCUCUCUCUCCCCCCUCUCCCCCACUGUUUGUUUUCUCUUUCUUAAAAAUAAACACUAAAAUUUAAGGGGGGGGCACCUUAAAAGUAGUUGACCAGGGAAUGACUGUCCCUGAAGCCCACCACCUACAGCCCUCUCACAGGCCAAUACAGAAAGGCAGAGGGCUCCUGGGCACAGAGAGACAGAAGUCCAAGGUCACACCGCCUGCUGGAGGUGGGGCUGGGUGACACUUAAAACAACUCUGUGAUUCUGUCCUUGAGGUUUGCAAUUUGGCCUCUCUAGUCCACCAGACACCACUAUUGCAGCUAGGGUGGAGGUGGGCACGGUGUCCCUCCCACCCCCUAAGUUUCCAUCGCCACACUGAAGAUGGCGGCAUUCUGAGCCCGGCACUAGGUCCGCCACGCUCAAGAUGGCGACACACACUCCCGGCGCCGGUUCCGGUUCCGGUUGUUCAGGCUCCGGCGGGAUACGCCGAGCACGCUGGGCACAGCCAUGGCGGACGGCCCGGUGGCGGAGGUGCUGCUGAGGCAGCUGGCGGCGGCCGAUGGCGGCCUGGACAGCGCGGAGCUGGCGGCUAAGCUGGGCGUGGAGCACCAGGCAGUGGUGGGCGCAGUGAAGAGCCUGCAGGCGCUGGGAGAGAUCAUUGAGGCUGAGCUACGUUCCACCAAGCGCUGGGAGCUUACCGCUGAGGGCGAGGAGAUAGCCCGGGAGGGCAGCCAUGAGGCCCGGGUGUUUCGCAGCAUCCCCCCGGAGGGCCUGGCCCAGAGCGAGCUUAUGCGACUGCCCAGCGGCAAGGUGGGCUUCAGCAAGGCCAUGUCCAACAAGUGGAUCCGCGUGGAUAAGAGUGCAGCUGAUGGGCCCCGUGUGUUCCGAGUGGUGGACAGCGUGGAGGACGAGGUGCAGCGGCGGCUCCAACUGGUCCAGGGUGGGCAGGCUGAGAAGCUGGGUGAGAAGGAAAGGAGUGAGCUCAGGAAGAGGAAACUGCUGACCGAAGUGACCCUGAAGACCUACUGGGUGAGCAAAGGCAGUGCCUUCAGUACCAGCAUCUCCAAACAGGAGACAGAGCUGAGCCCAGAGAUGAUCUCCAGCGGCUCCUGGCGGGACCGGCCCUUCAAGCCAUACAAUUUCUUGGCCCAUGGCGUCCUCCCAGAUAGCGGCCACCUGCACCCUCUGCUCAAGGUCCGCACGCAGUUCCGGCAGAUCUUCCUGGAGAUGGGGUUCACGGAGAUGCCGACCGACAACUUCAUCGAGAGCUCCUUCUGGAACUUUGAUGCACUUUUCCAGCCCCAGCAGCACCCAGCACGUGACCAACACGACACCUUCUUCCUUCGAGGUGAUGCUCUGUCCUGCCCAGAUCCAGCUGAGGCCCUGCAGCUUCCAAUGGACUACGUCCAUCGGGUCAAGCGGACCCACUCUCAGGGUGGCUACGGCUCACAGGGGUACAAGUACAACUGGAAGCUGGAAGAGGCCCGGAAAAACCUGCUGCGCACGCACACCACGUCGGCCAGUGCCCGCGCCCUCUACCGCCUGGCCCAGAAGAAGCCCUUCACGCCGGCCAAGUACUUCUCCAUCGAUCGUGUGUUCCGAAACGAGACCCUAGAUGCCACACACCUGGCCGAGUUCCACCAGAUCGAGGGUGUGGUGGCUGACCACGGCCUCACCCUAGGCCACCUCAUGGGCGUCCUGCGGGAGUUCUUCACGAAGCUGGGUAUUACCCAGCUGCGCUUCAAGCCGGCCUACAACCCCUACACGGAGCCCAGCAUGGAGGUGUUCAGCUACCACCAAGGCCUGAGGAAGUGGGUGGAAGUCGGGAAUUCUGGGAUCUUCCGCCCCGAGAUGCUGCUGCCCAUGGGACUCCCCGAAAACGUGUCAGUCAUUGCUUGGGGCCUCUCCCUGGAGCGCCCAACAAUGAUCAAAUAUGGCAUCAACAACAUCCGGGAGCUGGUGGGCCACAAGGUGAACCUGCAGAUGGUGUACGACAGCCCCCUGUGCCGCCUAGACGCUGAGCCGGGGCCCCCACGGACACAGGGCACCGCAUGACGUGGACCGCCCCGGGAUAGCCCGCCUUCCCUGAGCCCCUGCCGUCCAGCCCCUUUGCAUCCCUGCCAGUGACCCUCUUGUAUUUAUGAGGCCUCUGUGAGGCCAUCCCCCGUCCCUGGUAGCUCCUCUUUGCCCAUCUGCCCCACGGUCCCAGGGGUGGGGGGUGGGGGGCAGGUAGCAGGUAUGAUCUAUGAAGGUGGGCCCUAGGGAGCCCUGCAGGCCAGCUGCUGGCUAAUAAAGUGGGCAUUUGUCCUCAUAUGGUGCCUUUCCUUAGGGAUGGAGGAGUGUGAGGAGUCCUUGGUGUGAGGGGUGGUGGGUUGGGGAUCCUGGAACCUCAGGAGCCCCUGGCUUGCCUGAGCCUGCUCCAUCCCCCUGGGGAGGACUGGCUCCAUCAAGCAUUUACCCGUCACCUGGUGGUGCCAGGCUGUCCUCUAGGUGAAUGGAACAGAAGCCCCCCUGCCCCGGGCGAGGGGCAUUUGGGAGGGGAAGGUCAAGGCAGGUGCCAAGAUUCCCCCUGGGAGCCCAGCAUGGUGGGGUGACAGGGGCAACUUUAAGACACUGCCCCGCCCCUCCUCUUUUUUUUUAAAGAGCAGUUUCUGGCGCACAGCAAAAUUGCGCAGAAAGUACGGAAAUUUCCCCGUCUACCUUCUGCCCCCACGCGUGCACAGCCUCCCUUCUGUCAACAUCUUCGCCGCCAGAGGGGUGCAUUUGUUACAAUGAAUGAACUACACAGUCACCCACGGUUGGUUCAUGGUUUACAUUGUGGUUCAUGCUCGGUGUUGUACAUUCUCUGGGUGUGGACAACGUAAGAUGAUGUGUUUCCAUCGCUACGGUAUCAUGCAGAGUAUUUUCACUGCCCUAAAAGUCUUGUGCUCCGCCUGUUCAUCCUUCCAUCCUCCCCCUAAAAAGCUGCUCUUUUUAUGUUAGGAAAACAAUUCUCAUAAGGGGCACCUGGGUGGCUCAGUGGGUUAAGCGUCUGACUUCAGCUCAGGUCAUGAUCUCACGGUUCGUGAGUUCGAGCCCCAUGUCGGGCUCUGCUGACAGCUCAGAGCCUGGAGCCUGCUUCGGAUUCCAUUGUCUCUCUCUCUCUCUCUCUCUGCCCCUCCGCUGUUCGAGCUGUCUCUCUCUCAAAAAUAAGUGAACAUUAAAAAAAUUCUCGUAAGGAUUUCACCGGGGCUCAGAAUAGGGAGAUGAGUAGGACAGAACUUCGUGAGCCCACCUUGAACGGUGAGUGGGAUCUCUGUUUCUGUGCAGAUGUUUUAAAGCAAAUCUCAGCCUCCACAUUGCUCACCCCACAUCUUCAGGGUCAGUGCACUUUGGAAAUGUGAACAGUUGUAUAACCAUGAAGCCGUCGUUAAACCCAAACAGUUGGCAGCUGAGGCCGUGGGCUUCUCCAGUCCCAGGGCCUGUGGGCACCAAUCUCCCAAGGGCUACUUGGUCGAUUUUUUUUCCUUUAUUUCAAAUUAA
Prionailurus viverrinus (fishing cat) is the source of this 3545-nucleotide messenger RNA. It is a transcript of the gene FARSA, whose product is annotated as phenylalanyl-tRNA synthetase subunit alpha. Gene Ontology annotation, cellular component: cytosol; cytoplasm; phenylalanine-tRNA ligase complex. Gene Ontology annotation, biological process: phenylalanyl-tRNA aminoacylation. Bases 531 to 2078 code for a protein of 515 amino acids. Gene Ontology annotation, molecular function: tRNA binding; ATP binding; phenylalanine-tRNA ligase activity. The transcript has 13 exons. The record is from RefSeq and is a predicted model, not a curated record. NCBI's taxonomy places the organism in Eukaryota, Metazoa, Chordata, Mammalia, Carnivora, Felidae.